This is a messenger RNA of Choloepus didactylus (southern two-toed sloth), 5078 nucleotides long. RefSeq names its product impact RWD domain protein (gene IMPACT). Gene Ontology annotation, biological process: regulation of translational initiation. The transcript is spliced from 11 exons. The coding region runs from base 109 to 1065 and encodes 318 amino acids. The record is from RefSeq and is a predicted model, not a curated record. NCBI's taxonomy places the organism in Eukaryota, Metazoa, Chordata, Mammalia, Pilosa, Megalonychidae. Gene Ontology annotation, molecular function: protein binding. Gene Ontology annotation, cellular component: cytoplasm.
GGUCGAGUCGGGUCACGCUGCAGCCGGCAACUACUCGCCGCCUCGGCGGCCCACCCUCGUCCUCUGGACUUGGGCCGGCGGCUGUUGGUCUGCCGCUUUCCGGGCCGCAUGGCUGGGAGAGACCCAGGCAGCAACCAGAGGCAGAAUGAGGAAAUUGAAGCAAUGGCAGCUAUAUAUGGCGAGGAAUGGUGUGUCAUGGAUAACUGUGCCAAAAUAUUCUAUAUUAAAAUUAAUGACAAUAAAGAUGACCCCAAAUGGACACUUGGCUUGCAGGUGAUGCUACCUAAUGAAUAUCCAGAGACAGCCCCACCUAUUUAUGAACUGAAAGCUCCUUGGCUUAAUGGGCAAGAACGUGUGGAUUUAUCGAAUAGCCUUGAGGAAAUAUAUAUACAGAAUAUUGGUGAAAGUAUUCUCUACCUAUGGGUGGAGAAAAUAAGAGAUGUUUUAAUACAAAAAUCUCAUAAGGCAGAAACAGGCCCUGAGGUAAAGAAGAAAACUGAAGAGGAAGAUGUUGAGUGUGAAGAUGAUUUCAUUUUAGCUUGCCAGCCAGAAUAUUCAGUUAAAGCACUGGAUUUUGAGAUCAGUGAAAAUGAAACAGAAAUAGAAGAAUUACCUCCAAUUGAUCAUGGCAUUCCUAUUACAGACCGAAGAAGUACUUUUCAGGCACACUUAGCUCCUGUAGUUUGUCCUAAACAGGUGAAAAUGGUUCUUGCCAAAUUGUAUGAGAAUAAGAAAAUAGCUAGUGCUACCCACAACAUCUACGCCUACAGAAUAUAUUGUGAGGAUAAACAGACCUUCUUACAGGACUGUGAAGAUGAUGGGGAAACAGCAGCUGGUGGGCGUCUUCUCCAUCUCAUGGAGAUUUUGAAUGUGAGGAAUGUCAUGGUGGUAGUAUCACGCUGGUAUGGAGGUAUUCUGCUAGGACCAGAUCGCUUUAAACAUAUCAACAACUGUGCCAGAAACAUACUAGUAGAGAAGAAUUAUACAAAUUCACCGGAGAAAUCAUCUAAGGCUUUGGGAAAGAACAAAAAAGUAAGAAAAGAGAAGAAGAGGAGUGAACCUUAGUGCCUGAAACUCUAUGAAAGGUUAAUUUGCCUAUAAUUAAAUACAAAUUACACAGUCAUCAAGGAAUAUAUUGUGCAGAGAGAAGAUGCUUGACUGCUCAAGUCUGCCAAUUCAUUGUGGACACCAACAUUAUCUUUUCUUCUUUGGUUAUAUCAUCUGCCAAAAGUAGAGAACUUAAUGAUAUAUUCAUUGUGUUUCAGGCUUAUUGAGAAGGAGUAAUUGGACUUAAUCACCUCUUCAUCUGAUUUUAGGAAGGUAACAGUUGCCCAGGGCAGUACCUGAGUUAACUGUCCAUUUCAGUUACAUGUCAAGUGCCUUUGUUAGGCGGGGAAGGAGCAUCUCUAGAGGAAUAUAAAUACCUGAUAUCUUGUCAUUUGGAUUCUUGGUGUGUUAAAUGAAUAUUGCCUUUUACUGCUCUUUAUAGCUUAUUGGAAUAGGAGCACAUUGAAGAUUGAUCUUGGAGAGCUGCUUCUUGUGAUUUUAGUUCAUACGUACGUAUGUUAUAAAUCUCUUCAUUGAGUGAAAAUCCAGGAAUAUCCAUCAGCAGAUAUGUGCUGAGGUGGUAAUUCACCUAAUGUAUUUGUUAGCAUAAAUGUUUUGCCUCAUUUUCUGUAGCAAAUUGGUGAUUGUGAAAUUUUAAAAAAGUGAUUUUCUUGUCUCUGCCUUUUUUUAUUUAAUUCUUGUAACAUAAAGCCAUAAAUAUGUGGUAUUGGUAGUCUCCUCCCACCCCUGAAAUAUAUUGGUUUAACAUUCUGGUUUCUUUCAACAACCAGGAGGUACUGUUUUUGUGAUCUUCAUUGUGGAAUUAAAACUCUGCUAGAAUCUCUGCUGGUUAAUAGAACAUUUAUAGCUUGAAUAGAGGAUGGCAGAAUGACACUGAUAUAGGGUAGGAGUAUGUUGCACAGUUAUAUGAAUUUGAUGCACGUUUCCCACUGCACUCCAGCCAUCUUUCUCAAUUCCUUGAUUUUGUGGAGGGUAAGAACAAACCAUUUGAUUGGAGAAACAAAAGAAAACCCCUCUUUUUCCUGAUCUUAUCAAUGUUUUCAUCAGUGUUUUAUGUUUGUUCUUUCAUUUGUAAGUUGUUCACUUACAAAUGUUUACAGGCAUUUAGAUAAUAAGUUUAUCUUUGGAUUUAAUAAUAAGUAAUUAGCUGUUCACUUUGAGAUAUGAUUACAAACAACUAUUAAAUAUUAUAACUUGAUUACAGAUUUACAUGAGAUUACCUUCCCAAUAGAAGGAAAAGAAAUUAAGAGUCAACUAUGGGGUGGUGCUAGAGCAUAGAAAGCAUCAGAACAAAUGGAGAGGCAGAUAUUUUCUCUGUGCUCUGAUAUUUUACCUUUGAGAAACCCAAUAUCCUUAACUUGAUAUUUUUAAUAAGAACUUAAUGAAUAGUCUUAUAUUAGGGUGGAUUUUGAGAAACAAAGCUAAAUUAUAUUUCCUGCGACUGUAUUUAAUGUUGUCCAUUAUCAAGAGCCAUCAGAGGAUGGCCUGUAUAUAUAGAGAGAUCACUCACUUGAGGUUCCGUGAAAAGUUAAGUAUGUCCUAUGUAUUAACUGUUAAGAUAUUAAAGAGGUGAGAGACCAUUUUUAAACAAAAACAUAAUUUCACAAUUUUGGCAUGUGAAACCUGUGGACGGAGAUAUAAAACAAUAAGACUUUGGCGCUACAGAAAAAGAAAUGAGUUAAUUUUUCUGCAGCACCAAAUUUAAAUUUAUUUCUCGCUGCUUUAACAUUUAUUUAGGGUUUUACAGAAAACAAAGUGCCCUUCACAUCUUUGAUCUCAUUUUCCCUUCUUUUUAAGAAACGUUAUUUUUGCUUCUUUCUACAAAAAAUAUUACCCACUUUUUAUUGACUAAAAAAACCUCAUCUCCUUGGUCCAGAGUCAGUGAGCUAGUAAUACAGAGAGAUCCAAAGUUCUUUAAUUCUGAAUCCUGAGUUAUUUCACACUUUACCAUUAUGGAGAUUCUAACUAAUGAUAGUAUGUUUCUCUCUAUUUAAAACUUUUCUUGGUGAGAGGAUUUUCAAAUUCUCUAAAUAAUAAUUUUCUAAUAGCCAAAUUUAUGCUAUGGCGUAUUUUAUAGUAUAUUCACAGUAUAUAUUUAUUACUUAAAAAUAUACUCCACAGGCCUGUGUAAGAGCAAGUAGCAUCUACUUUUUAAAAUGAGAGUAGCAGUAGCUGCAUCAAAAAUAUGCUUUGGAGGUGUAUGUGAUGAAACAAAGCCUAUUUGAAGGAAAUUACAUCAAACCACAACCAAGAAAGAGUAGCAUGAAGCAGGUACUAUUUGAAGAGCAAGUGUUAAGGAUUGAAUUGUGUCCUCCAAAAAGAUAUUUUGAAGUUCUAACUCCCAUUACCUCAGCAUGUGACCUUAAUGGGAAAUAGGGUUGUUAUAGAUAAAAUUUGUUAAAUUAAGAUGUGGUCAUACUGGAGUAGGGCAGGCUCCUAAUCCAAUAUGACCAGUGUCCUUAAAAGAAGGGGAGAAGGCACUCAGACAUAAAGGAGGAGGCCAUGUGAUGAUGGAGGCAGAGAGUAAAGUGCUGCAGCUACAAACCAAGAACACCAAGGAUUGCCAGAAAACCACUAGAACCCAGGAAGGGGCAAGGGAGGAUUCUCCCUUUCAUGUUUCAGAGGGAGUGUGGUCCUGCUCACACCUUGAUUUCAGACUUCCAGCCUCCACAACUAGAGACAAUAAAUUUCUGUUGUUUUAAACCACCCAGUUUGUAGUACUUUGUUAUAGCAGCCCUAGGAAACUAAGACAAGAAGUGAAAUUUAUUGGAAAAAUUAUGUAAUCACCACCAAUCCCACUAUCCAGAGAUAGCAAUUAACAUUUGAUAUGUGCUUCCUUAUAUUUUUUUCCUGUGCAUGACUUUAUAAAUAUGGAUAUUUUUCUUUCCACAAAAAUGGUAUUAAACUGUACAUACUAUUUUAUAACGUGCAUAUUUCAUAUAGAAUUAUAUUAACAUUUUUCCCGUGUCAAUAAAUAUUCUUCUAUGGUAUAAUUUUUGGUGGCUGCAUAGUAUUCCAUCUUCUGGGUAUACCAUAAUUUGUUUGACUAAUUCUCUGUGUUUCCAAUUUUUGUUUUUAACCCUACACUAUUAUAAACAACUGAACAACUGCAUCAUUGUGUGUGUGUGUAUAAAUCUGAUUACUUCUUUAGGAAAAACCCCUAAAAAUGGAAUUCCUUGGUCAAAACUUUUCAUAUUCUAAUAGCUUUUGAUUGGUUUAGCCAAAUUGCUCUCCAGAAAGUUUUACCAGUUAUGCUCUUAUUGUAUAAUAAACAACUUGAUUGGUCUUUGCCCCCUGUUAUGGGAGACAGUUUCUAAAUCUGGAGUUUCCUGUGAUGAGUGUCUUUUGUUAUUCAUGAUGCCCCGUCCUGCCUGAUAGUUUAUACUGGAGAGAAUUCAGGGUGGGGCCAGCCAUGCUAGUUUUAGGGCCACCACACCUGAAAGACCAGCCAUGUGAUUAGGGGAUUGGGGCUUUGAGCCUCCUUUUAUCAGCUUGACCUUGGGGGUGGGAGGAAUAGUCGGGAGCUAGAAGGGAGUUCAACCAUGUGGGCAUUGACACAAUCAGUCAUGUUUGCAUAAUGAAACCCCAAUAAAAACUCUGGACCAUGAUGCUAAAGCGAGUUUCCCUAAUUGGUAAUACACAUUGAUGUGCUGGAAGGUUGAUACAUUCUGGCCUCACCCACCAGGAGAGGACACUGAAGCUUUGCAUGGGAUCCUCCAGACUUUGUCUUAUAUGUUGCUUGUUUGGCUUCUUAUUCAUGUCUUUUUGCUAAAUAAAACUAUAAUCAUAAGGAUAUUGCUUUCCUGAGUUUUAUGAGUUGUUCUAGCAAAUCUGAGGGGAUGGUGAAAACCCUGGAAUUUGUAGCCAGUUGGUCAAAGAAGUGCAGGUGGCCUGGGAAUCCCUGAACUUGCAGCUGAUGUCUGAAGAACACCACUUGUAGAGGUUUGUGCCCUUAUCCUGUGGAGUCUGACCUAACCCCAGUUAGUUGGAGUUGGAAUUGUGUUGUAGUU